Molecule: messenger RNA, 2357 nt
Organism: Hipposideros armiger (great roundleaf bat)
Lineage: Eukaryota; Metazoa; Chordata; Mammalia; Chiroptera; Hipposideridae
Gene: CA14
Product: carbonic anhydrase 14
Exons: 11
Coding region: 896-2035 (379 amino acids)
Cellular component (GO): plasma membrane
Molecular function (GO): zinc ion binding; carbonate dehydratase activity
Source: RefSeq, a predicted model, not a curated record
CACGUGGACCCAGGCCUCACCGUGGGAAGGGGGUGGUGACAGGCACUUCGGACAAGUUCUCUUCGUCUCACUUCUCAUCUUUAUUUUCCACAGCCCAGAUUUUAUUUAGUCCUUGACUUUCUACCCUCCACGUGCACCCUGAGCCUCCCAACUCCUCCCUGUGACCUGUCUCCUAACUCUGGGCUCGGCCUAUUCCAGAGCUGCCCACAUUCUGCAGGGGAUUGGGAACAGGUCCUCCCAGCGUCUGUCCCCUACCACCCAGGGAGUUGCUCCUUGGAGGAGAAGCCAGCCCGAGAAUGAGAAGCCAGUGUCCCACUGAAGGGGCUGGAUCGGACCCCAAAGCCCUCCUUCCCUGUCCCCUCACACUCCAGGGGACACCCGUCUGAACAGUGUGAAAAGCGGAGGAAGGAAGACCUCACCCAGCUGGGCUCCUGAGCCCGGGCCAGGGCUCCUGUGAACCCCGCGGGGCAGGCAGGCGGGCUCUGAGCAGGGCCAUCCUGCGUGCCUAAUCGUCUAUUUAAGGAGCUGUUGGCCAGCAACCUAGGCAGCCCCCCCUUCCCCACGUAUACCCGUCCAGAGCCACCUUAAAAGCAGGAGGCAAUUGUGAAGUCGCUGGCCAGCAAGUAGAGUGAAGACUGCAAAGGGAGAUAAAAAAGAGAGGGCAGCGAGAGAUUUUUUUCUGGGGACCCAGAAACCCACGGUACCCUACUGAAAACCAACUCCCCUGGAAGUCUGCAGAGACACAGACAGCAAGAGAAAAAGAGAUACCUACCCUCCACUUCAGGAAAAUUUCUCUCUCUCUCUCCCUCUCUCUCGCUCCCUCUCCCCCCACCCUGCCUGCCCUAGUCCUCUGCACUCCAAACUCCCAGUACCUUGUGCUUCUUCCGAGGACACCAUGAUGUUCUUCACGCUCCUGCUAGAGGUGAUUUGGAUCCUGGCUGCAGUCCGGGGUCACCACUGGACGUAUGAGGGCCCACAUGGUCAACACCACUGGGCAGCCUCUUACCCGGAGUGUGGAAGCAGCGUCCAGUCCCCCAUCAACAUCCAGACCGACAGUGUGACUUUUGACCCUGAGUUGCCCCCUGUGCAGCCCCAUGGAUAUGAGCAGCCUGGCCCCAAGCCUUUGGACCUGCUUAAUAAUGGCCACACAGUGCAGCUCUCUCUGCCCCCUACCCUGUAUCUGGAGGGACUUCCCCAGAAGUACGUAGCUGCCCAGCUCCACCUGCACUGGGGUCAGAAAGGAUCCCCUGGGGGGUCAGAGCACCAGAUCAACAGCCAAGCCACAGCUGCAGAGCUCCACAUCGUACAUUACGACUCUGAUUCCUAUCACAGCUUGAGCGAGGCUGCUCCCAGGCCUCAGGGCCUGGCUGUCUUGGGCAUUCUCAUUGAGGUGGGUGAGGCUGAGAACCCAGCAUAUGAACAUAUUCUGAGUCACUUGCACAAAAUUAGGUAUAAAGGUCAGAAUACCUCAGUGCCUCCCUUCAACGUGAAAGCACUGCUCCCCCCACUGCUGGCACAGUUCUUCCGGUACAAUGGCUCGCUCACCACGCCCCCCUGCUACCAAAGUGUGCUCUGGACAGUCUUCAGUCAAAGGGCCCAGAUUUCUAUGGGACAGCUGGAAAAGCUUCAGGGAACGCUGUUCUCCACAGAGAAGGAACCCUCUACGCUCCUGGUACAGAACUACCGAGUUCCCCAGGCCCUCAAUCAGCGGACAGUCUUGGCUUCUUUCAUCCAAGCGGAAUCCAUGUAUACCACAGGUGAAAAGCUGAGCAUAGGGGCGGGAAUCUUGGCUAGCUGUCUCUGCCUUCUGCUGGCUGUUUAUUUCAUCGCUAGGAAGAUUCGGACACUAGUCACGUCCAUGGACCAUUUCCCCCAUCCAGGAAGAAGAUGCUGCGAAAUCAGAAGAAUGUGGUUUUCACCUCAACACGAACCACGGAGGCAUAGACUCCCGCUUGGACAUCACGGAUGCCUUCCCCUCACGCCUAUCAGGGAGCUUUUAGAAUGGGGUGCAGGAACUGGCCAGAAAAGACUGUAGGAGUAGCAGGCAGACACCACUCCUCCCUCCACACAGCCCCCACAGAGAGGCACGGACAAGCUCUAGUUCAAGGAAGAACAGCUGAGCGUUCGGUCUCUCAAAACAUAGAGAUCAGGAGAGCCCUACGCUGACAAUGCAGAGGACGAACUGUGUUUAGUUGCAAGGGAAGCUGGGAAUGUGCCCCAAAGCCCUCCACCCCAUCUCCUGUGUCCCUUUCCCUAGAUACGAGCAAGACAGCCCCUUAGGAAACAAGGGUUGUUGUUUGGGGGGUUAUAUUUUUUGCUCAAUGUGUAAUAUUUGGGAAUUAAAGUUUCUGAUCCCA